GCUGGCGCGCUGUGUCUGCCCUACAUAACCGGAAUAUUUCUCUGACAGACAUAGCGGAUCAGCUGGAGGAACUGGUCAAGGUCACCGGCGGCGUCAUUGGCGGACUUGUGACCGGCGCGGGAGGGGUUAAUGUCGCCAGAGGUGACAAUCCCCAACUUAGUGUCUGAAGGUGACACACAAGGACAUUGUAUGCGGAGUGCGGGAGAGAGGGCUGCCGCUUUUAUUACAACUCUCCGUAUGAGGUGAUAUCAUUGUUGUAAGCGCAGCGUUUGACUCUCCACCUGGGUGUCAGUGACUCCACCGCCGCCAAAAAGAGCCGCAUUGCUUGCCUGCCUUCAUGUGCAUCUCCCUAACUCCUCUAUAUCAUGUCUUCUCGUGACAGACGUCCCGACCUGUGUAUUAAAGCAGAGCCAGGGACCCCAGAGAGCAUCGGCCGUAGAAGUCCAAGCGGCUCCAGCGACAGCAGCGGUCAUGGACCCGAUACACAGGGCCCUCGUUGUUGUCGAGGAGACGAUGAACAGGAAGACACUGCUGGGAGGGGAAAAUAUGUUCUAAAUUCUAUCCCUAAGAGGCUGUGUCUUGUGUGUGGUGAUGUGGCCUCAGGAUACCACUAUGGUGUGGCUUCAUGUGAAGCUUGCAAAGCUUUCUUCAAACGUACAAUACAAGGAAAUAUUGAAUACAGCUGCCCAGCCACUAAUGAGUGUGAAAUUACUAAGCGAAGACGGAAGGCAUGCCAGGCUUGUCGUUUUACCAAGUGCCUUCGUGUGGGCAUGCUUAAGGAAGGUGUGCGAUUGGACCGCGUCAGAGGUGGCCGGCAGAAAUACAAGAGACGACCAGAAGGAGACAUUCUGCAGUAUACCCCGGGGGGACAGUCCCAUCAAAGUUCAACAACAGGAGUCAAAAAACAAGCUCCAGUCAACACCGUAGUCUCUCACCUCCUGGUAGCAGAGCCAGAUAAGCUGUUUGCAAUGCCAGAUCCAGCACUUCCUGAUGGCUACCUGAAAUCUAUGAGCACUUUAUGUGACCUUGCAGACCGAGAGAUUGUCAUUAUCAUCAGCUGGGCCAAGAACAUCCCAGGUUUUUCCUCGCUGUCCUUAUCGGACCAGAUGAGUCUCUUGCAGAGUGUCUGGAUGGAGGUUCUCCUCCUUGGGGUGGUAUUUCGUUCCCUUCCUUACGAAGAUGAAGUUGUGUUUGCAGAGGAUUUUGUUCUAGAUGAGGAAUCGUCUCGCUCUGCCCGUCUCUCAGACCUCUGUUCCUGUGUUCUUCAUUUGGUGCGCAAGUAUCGUGCGUUGCGUGUGGAAAGAGAGGAAUAUGUUAUGUUGAAGGCCCUCACACUUACAAACUCUGACUCUGUGCACAUUGAAGAUCCGGAAGCUGUUCUGCGUCUCCGCGAUGCCCUACAAGAGGCACUUAGCGAGUACGAAUCGAAUCGUCACCCUGAGGAACCCUGUCGUGAUGGAAAACUGCUGCUCACACUCCCCUUACUGCGCCAAACGGCAGGACGUGUCCUUCAGCACUUCCACGCCCUGCGGGAGGAGGGGACCGUCCCUAUGCACAAGCUUUUCCUGGAGAUGUUGGAGGCCAUGAUGGACUAAAAAUGGAGGCAUUCUAACGGCAGGAAUCUCUUAACUACGUGCAAAGGAAGACGAUUUAAUGAAUGUAUGGGGGUCAGACAUUUAAGGGUUUCUUGUGCACAAAUACUUCUUGGAAUUCCUUAUAGAAUAACAAGGAAGAUACCACAAGACUGGUACAGACAUAUGAAGCAAAAUGCAUAGUUAUUGGAUGCACAGCUCAGAAGAUAUAAGCCAUGGGACAGUGACUGAUGGGAAACAGUGUCUUCCCUGGAGCCUAUGUAACAAAUCAGUGUUUUUUGUUUUAUUCCUAUUUAAUUAAGCAAUGUGUUUAAUAUCCCAUUAUGGGGUAUUGAGAACAGCAAAAAGACCCGGAAGUCCUUCAAUCCUUAAAUGAACACUUGAGCCAUAUGCUGCUCCUUGUAAGCAAUAGGGCACAUCGUAUAACUGCUGAAAGUAAGUUAUUGGUUUGUGUCCCUCAUCUUCUCUUACUGUAUUUUAUUGUGUAUGACUACAUGCCAGUUACUUGUUUUUAUUUUUUAGUGAAAAUAUGCCUAAAUCAUCUUAUUUAGUGACAAUCUAUGUGUUCAAUGUCUUGAAAAUGAUUACUUUAGGAUGUAUGGUACUGGUUUAGGAACAAAACAUAUGUUGUUCCUGAACAAGAGCAUUUUUAAAUACUUGAGUUGAUAUAAAUUUUAAGAACACUAUUGAUUUGAAA
Messenger RNA from Rana temporaria (common frog), 2289 nucleotides. It is a transcript of the gene ESRRA, whose product is annotated as estrogen related receptor alpha. Gene Ontology annotation, cellular component: nucleus. Gene Ontology annotation, molecular function: sequence-specific DNA binding; zinc ion binding; DNA-binding transcription factor activity. The record is from RefSeq and is a predicted model, not a curated record. The transcript has 8 exons. NCBI's taxonomy places the organism in Eukaryota, Metazoa, Chordata, Amphibia, Anura, Ranidae. Gene Ontology annotation, biological process: regulation of DNA-templated transcription. Bases 366 to 1595 code for a protein of 409 amino acids.